AUGUCACGACACAACAGCGUCGAUCUAGACUCGCCCGAUCGCCCCUUCGACAACAUCAUCAACUUCCGCGAUAUCGGCAGGUCGAUAAAUCAAUUCUGUCGCAAAGAGCGUGUUCUUCCGCAGUGCAAGGGUACUGCCAACCCCGUCCAGAAAGAAACAAAGAGAGAGGAGCUAAUAAAAUCCCAGCUCGACGAUGCCUCAGAACGCGAUAAACGGCGUCUGGCCGAAGAACUCAACAUCUACACCGUCAUCGACCUCCGCUCACAAACAGAACACCAAAUGGCCACGCGCAAACGCCGCAGCGAAAUCGCCAACUCACUAGAUUCCUCCUCAUCAGACUCAUCAACAGACCUCACUGAAGCUCCCGUCCCCUCAAAUCCAGAAGAACACCUCCUCGACAUCCCGAACUCACAACGCGCCCUGAUAAGUCUAACGGGCAAAGGCUUCGAGCGUGCAUUAUUAUCAAAGCUAGACUGGUUCACUUAUAUAAAAGUAAUAACUCUUGCAACAACCGGCUACCGCAGCGACGCCAUCCGACUAAUCUGCAGCACCGUAAUGCUCCCCCGGGGCCUAACAGGCCUAGCACAAGACACGCUAGAAUCAAGCACGGCCGAGAUGCGUUCUGUUUUUGAGAUCCUGGCGCGCGAGGAGUCAUACCCGGUGCUUGUGCAUUGUACGCAGGGGAAGGAUAGGACGGGGCUGGUGGUUUUAUUGGUGCUUUUGUUGGUGGGGAUGGUGCCGACGGAUGCGAUGGUUGAUGAUUAUUCGCGCUCGGAGGGGGAGCUGGUGUCGGAGUUUGAGGAGAGGUUGGAGGAGAUUAGGGCUAUUGGACUUGAUGAGGAGUAUACGAGGUGUCCGGAUGGGUUUGUGGAAAAGACGGUGGGGUUUUUGGAGAGGUUUGGGGGUGUUAGGGGGUAUUUGGAGAGGAUUGGGAUUGGGUUGGAGUUGCAGGAGAGGAUUAGGGGGAUGUUGCUUGUUUGA
Penicillium bovifimosum is the source of this 981-nucleotide messenger RNA. RefSeq names its product tyrosine-protein phosphatase. NCBI's taxonomy places the organism in Eukaryota, Fungi, Ascomycota, Eurotiomycetes, Eurotiales, Aspergillaceae. Gene Ontology annotation, biological process: dephosphorylation. Gene Ontology annotation, molecular function: phosphoprotein phosphatase activity. The record is from RefSeq and is a predicted model, not a curated record. The transcript has 4 exons. Bases 1 to 981 code for a protein of 326 amino acids.